AUGCGCAUGGCCGACUGAUGGGCGCUUGGUCCGAGCGCUGGAGGUGUGGAGAUGGCGGCAGGUCCCCCUGUCACCAUCAGCAUCGAGGCGGCCUGUGAGAAUCAGGUGCAGGAAGUUGCUCUCGAUGGCACCGAGGCCUACGUGCAGCCGCUCUCCAUGUCGGAGAACCUGGCCAAGUUAGCGCAGAAAAUCGACUUCAACCGGAGCGACUCGGAGGGAGAGGAGGCCGAGGCCCAGGGCGGGGAGGAGUGGGCGCAGCGGCAGCAGGACAGCGACGACGAAGAGGCAAUGCUGAAGUUUCAGCCUUCUUUGUGGCCAUGGGAUACAGUUAGAAAUAACUUGAGGAGCACACUGACAGAAAUGUGUGUACUUUAUGAUGUACUUAAUGUCCUCAAGGAGAAAAAGUAUAUGACCUUGGACCCAGUCUCUCAGGAGUCACCGCCUUCCAAACAGGGGUUACAACUGUGUGGGAAGAAGAAAUCUUUAGCAGGAGCUGCUCAGAUUCUUUUGAAAGGAGCAGAAAGAUUAAAUAAAUCAGUAGCUGAAAACCAGGAACAUAAACAUCAAAGAGACUUCAACUCGGAGCUCCUCAGACUGCGACAACACUGGAAACUAAGAAAAGUGGGUGACAAGAUCCUUGGGGAUAUGAGUUAUAGAAGUGCAGGUUCCCUUUUUCCUCAUCAUGGGACAUUUGAAGUCAUAAAGAAUACUGAUCUGGAUUUAGAUAAGAAAAUUCCAGAUGAUUAUUGCCCUCUUGAUAUAGUGAUUCCUAGUGAUCUAGAGGGAUCAGCAUAUAUUAAGGUUUCUAUACAGAAGCAGGCAAAUGAUAUUGGGGAUCUUGGCACAGUCAACCUCUUCAGAAGACCUUCACAGAAACCCAAUCCAGGUAAUGCACACUGGCAGACGAAGCUAGAAGAAGCACAAAACGUUCUGUUGUGUAAAGAAAUCUUUGCACAUCUGUCUCGAGAAGCAGUGCAGAUAAAAUCACAGAUACCACACAUUGUAGUAAAAAACCAGAUCAUCUCUCAACCAUUUCCAGGUUUGCAGUUAUCCAUUUCUUUGUGUCACUUUGUAAGUGAUAAGAAGGCUCAGAAAGUUUCUGUUGAGAAGCAACGGCCUGAUGAUCAUCUAUAUGUGCUAGAACACAACCUUCACCAGCUAAUGAGAGAGUUCCAUAAACAGACCUUGAGUUCUUCAGUGAUGCCCCACCCAGCUACUGCACCUUUUGGGCUGAAGAGAAUGAGGUUAGCAGGACCCCAGGCAUAUGACAAAGGAGAGAUCACGGCUUUACAGCAGAAUGAAGGAUUAUUGGAGAAGAUAAUAAAACAGGCUAAACACACCUUUUUGAGACGUAGAACUGCAAGGACAAUUGACAACUUGGCCAGUCGUAUUGAAGAUCCACAGAUACAAGCUCAUUGGUCGAACAUUAAUGAUGUGUAUGAAUCUAGUGUUAAAGUGUUGAUAACAUCUCAAGGCUAUGAACAGAUCUGCAAAUCAAUUCAGCUGCAGUUGAACAUUGGUAUUGAACAGAUUAAGGUGGUGCACAGAGAUGGUAGAGUAAUUACAAUAUCUCACCAGGAACAGGAAUUGCAGGACUUUCUUCUCUCCCAGAUGUCACAGCACCAGGUGCAUGCAGUUCAGCAGCUGGCCAAAGUAAUGGGCUGGCAUCUGUUGAGCUUCAGCAAUCAUGUGGGUCUAGGUCCAGUGGAGAGUAUUGGGAAUGCUUCUGCAAUAACUGUAGCUUCACCCAAUGGAGAGUAUUCAAUUUCAGUACGGAAUGGGCCUGAAAGUGGUUGUAGAGUGGUGGUUCAGUUUCCUAGAAGUCAGUGCAAAGAUCUUCCCAAGAGUGACGUGAUGCAAGACAGUAAAUGGAAUCACCUUCGAGGACCGUACAAGGAAGUACUGUGGAGUAAGAUGGAAGGGCGCAACUUUGUUUAUAAAAUGGAACUCCUGAUGGCAGCUCUUGCUCCUUGCCCAUAAUUGAUGACUUUUGUGCAGACCAGCAUCUUUCUGUUAGUACCUUCCACUUAACGUUUCUUUUGAGUUCUGCUGAAACAAUGGGGUACAAAUUUGAAACUGCCAUCAAAUGUACUUUUUUCUACUGUAUUUGUAAAGAUGUGUUCUGUUGAUUAUAGAAAUGGGUGAAAGCUUUAAUGGAUACUCAUUGACAAUUAGUGGUUAUGGUGCAGAUGUAUCUUUAAUUCAUUUUGUGUAUAAUUUUCUAUAGUUUGUAAAUAAAGUAAAAUGUUUUGAUUGCAAAUUUCCACAUUAUAUAACAAAGCCACCAACAUUCAACAAUGAUAGACAUAUCAUUGUCCUCUGAAACUGAACUGUGUAAAGUUAUCUCUUUUCAUAACAACAGAAGUGCUAUUUAACAAAAAAGGGUUACACUAAAAAUCUUUGUUUCUUGCGUAUGUUCCCAAGACAGUGGAACUCUGAUACUAACUCUACAAAUGGCUGUGAAAUGUCUGUUUGUGAAAAAAGAACUUCCCAUUUAAUGUUUUACUGAUGACCAAAAUCUAUCAUGAGAUUCUUGGAUAAUGGUGCCACAUUAGCUAAUCAGAGAAAUGUUCUGUAAUCUACAUUUCAUAUCCUACAAGUGCAGUGGCAUUUAUAAAUACAUUUUAUCUUGGGUUUGAUCAUUUUGGUCUAAAUCUUGGUACAUAAAAGAUAUUUAUAAUGUCAUCGCAGCUUCUGAUUUUAUUCCUAUCUUGCACUGUUUUUCUGCUUAUCUUUUUAUCUUUAUUGAGCUUGCUAUGCCUAAAUUUCAAAUUAAGCACCAUGUGGAUUGUAAAAGAUACUGUCCUUAUUUCUGUUUAAUAAUUCAGCUGCAUCAGACUGAAUAGUUUCUAUCCAUCCCCUUAUACACCAGCAGUGCAGCGUGAUACAAUAUGCAUUGAAUAUCAAGUGACUGGAAUGAAGCUGAGCUAGUGC
Molecule: messenger RNA, 2934 nt
Organism: Pristis pectinata (smalltooth sawfish)
Lineage: Eukaryota; Metazoa; Chordata; Chondrichthyes; Rhinopristiformes; Pristidae
Gene: med17
Product: mediator complex subunit 17
Exons: 12
Coding region: 52-1980 (642 amino acids)
Biological process (GO): regulation of transcription by RNA polymerase II
Cellular component (GO): mediator complex; core mediator complex
Molecular function (GO): transcription coregulator activity
Source: RefSeq, a predicted model, not a curated record